Doryrhamphus excisus (bluestripe pipefish) is the source of this 791-nucleotide messenger RNA. RefSeq names its product agouti related neuropeptide (gene agrp). Gene Ontology annotation, cellular component: extracellular region. Gene Ontology annotation, biological process: adult feeding behavior; positive regulation of feeding behavior; hormone-mediated signaling pathway. Gene Ontology annotation, molecular function: neuropeptide hormone activity; type 1 melanocortin receptor binding. Lineage: Eukaryota; Metazoa; Chordata; Actinopteri; Syngnathiformes; Syngnathidae. The record is from RefSeq and is a predicted model, not a curated record.
UUAGUAUGAGGCAAACCAGCCGGUUACCAUGGUAACAUGUAUAGGGGGAAUGAAAACAAAAAAAUACAUUGGCCUAUUAGUAUGAAAAAUGAGAUGACAUCAUCAACGUGCCAAUCAAUUUAAGGUCACAGCGAUGUUGCAGAGAUGGUAAUGAUGAUGAUGACCCUGCCCCCGCUUCCCCGGGCUGGUCACGUGACCUCCUUUCAUGAACUUUAAAUGGCUGUCAUGCCCUGGAGCGAGAGAGAAGGCGAAGAGUCGCGAACGCAGCUGGAAAGAAAAACGUUUGAGAGGCACCGGUCUAGCGACGCCAGGAUGUCAGGAUCUCUGCUGCUCUGCUGCUGGACCCUCAGUCUGCUGACGCUCUCGUCGGCACUGGUCCACCAGAACCACCAAAACCUCCAGGCGGACAACGACCUGGCGGCCCCGAGCCACGCCGAGUCCUCCUACCUGUCCCAAACAGAACGAGGCCACGCCCCCGCCCUCCUGCAUGUCGAUUCAGUGGAGGAUCACUUCCUGAUGGAGUCGGGCUCCUAUGACGAGGACUCGGCGGUGGCAGCAGUGGCGGCGGCGGCGGCCUUGCAGCAGCAAGGACGCGCCAUGCGCUCGCCUCGCCGUUGCAUCCCUCACCAGCAGUCGUGUCUGGGCUACCCACUUCCCUGCUGUGACCCCUGUGACACCUGCUACUGCCGCUUCUUCAACGCCAUCUGCUAUUGCCGCCGCGUGGGCCACGCUUGCCCGCCCAGACGCACCUAACACGCCAGCAUUCCUUUUCCUGUCCACGCCGGGGAAUA